Uranotaenia lowii is the source of this 4913-nucleotide messenger RNA. Its product is annotated as long-chain-fatty-acid--CoA ligase 1. Gene Ontology annotation, biological process: long-chain fatty acid metabolic process. The coding region runs from base 1064 to 3082 and encodes 672 amino acids. The transcript is spliced from 8 exons. Lineage: Eukaryota; Metazoa; Arthropoda; Insecta; Diptera; Culicidae. The record is from RefSeq and is a predicted model, not a curated record. Gene Ontology annotation, cellular component: endoplasmic reticulum; membrane. Gene Ontology annotation, molecular function: long-chain fatty acid-CoA ligase activity.
GGCUUAGAGUUAGUUAUCUAUAACGGUUCAGGAUUCAUCGAUUGAGCAAUACAGUACAGGUUGCGAAAAUCUUCUCCUUUCCUUCCUUAAAUUUUCCGAAGGACUAUCAGCUCUUUCGGUGAGAGAAUGGGCCUUGUCGUGCGCCAGUGUUAUUUUGCUUGGGUCGCGAUCGCAAAAUUCGUAACAUUGCCCAAGUGAUCGCCGCGAAUGGUUUGUUUUGGCGAGAGAUUUGUGCCUGGCUGCUGCUGCUCUUUACCUUGCUGCUGAGGAGGUCUCUUCUGGUUGGCGAUGAGAAUAAAUAAAAUAAUAAAUUUUCUAAAAAAGCAACCUAAAUUUAGAUCGGGGUUUAUACUUUGCGAAAAACGAGUUAAUUAGCCGCGGUGAUUCGUCAGUCUUUGGCGAAAACUCACUCGAGAAGCUCCUUUUUAUUUUUCUCUCGUAAAACCCGCUAAAACGUCGUUGUCGUUACCUUCAUCGGUUUGGCGCGUAUCGCGAUACUAACCUCCGUUGGAGUCUCCGAUGAUUUGUUUCUGGCAAUCUUGAACAUAAGUUUUACCCAUAAAUUAAUCGUGACACAAACCGUCGUGUGAUAAAAACCAAAGAAACCACCCAUAUCUGAAAGUGUUCUUUCGGAUUGAACCAACCUAACCUUAGAAGAAUAAAAGUUUUACAUUGAAAUGAAAACCCAGGGGUUGAAAAGUGUUUUCUGUCGUUUGCCAUAAAUUUGUCGCUCUUUCGUAUGUGAUCAUGAUCUUGAAAGAUCAGUGUCUGUAAUCGUUUUAACAAGAAAAAAAUAAGCAGAAAGUAUAAUUUUGUGAUGUUUGAGUCAACAGCAAUCGCCAUCGGUUGUGAAUUGACAGAUUUCGGCGGCCUCAUAUUUGCAUGACAACAACAAGUGAUUAUUGUGAUACGAACGGGAAGAAUUUGAUGCACUCGCGCUGUGAAAUUACUCAAUAAUUGUGAAAAUUUAAUUCGACCGUAAUCAAGUGUGAGCAACGAGCAGAAAGGGCAAACCCGUUCACAUAGUUUCAUCAAUCUAAAAUAUCACAGAAACGACUAAAAAAUGGCAUGUUGCGGAACGGUGGAUCCAAUCCGGCCGCCAAUUAAUCCCAGCUUCCAAAGUGACAUUCUGAAGGGCCCUGAACAAAUUCACGUGUCCAAGUUCUACAAGGAAGCCAAGGAUGGCAAAUACAUCAGCUGCAUCUCCGAUGAUGCCCGCACACUGUACCAAAUGUUCCGGAAAGGGGUCAUCGAAUCAAAUAAUGGUCCCUGUUUGGGCUGGAGAGACAACUCGCAUUCCCCCUAUCAGUGGAUGAACUUCAACGAGGCACUACUGCGGGCGAAAAAUUUUGGUUCCGGCCUAAUUGCUCUGGGCCUUCGUCCCGGACCCAGAACCUUCGUCGGAAUCUAUUCGACCAACCGGCCCGAGUGGAUCCUGUUCGAGCAGGGCUGUUACUGUUACUCGCUGGUGGUGGUUCCACUGUACGACACCCUGGGACCGGAUGCAUGUGCGUUUAUCAUUAGCCAAACCGAAAUUAGCGUAGUCGUGGUGGAAGAUGACAAGAAAGUGAACCUGAUACUCGACAAAGCGUCCAAGGUUUCUGAUAAUGAAAUCAUUGAAAAGGGAACUCCGAUGAUGAUGAGAUCCCUUCGGAAACUGGUGGUCAUGAAGGAGAUCCGACCGGCGACGCACCAGCGGGCCAAAAACCUUGGCAUCGAACUGCACACCUUCGACGAGGUGGAAAAGCUGGGCGCCUCGAAGAACUUCCCGGAAAUGGAACCGAAACCGUCGGACCUCUGCACCGUCUGCUACACCUCGGGAACCACCGGCAAUCCGAAAGGCGUCAUGUUAUCCCACAUGAAUGUAGUGUCCGGCUGCGUAGGAGUCCUGCUUCAGCUGGGACCUCACAAGCCACGCGUUGGCGACGUGAUGAUUUCGUUCCUCCCGUUGGCCCACAUGCUGGAAAGGUGCUGUGAGAAUGCGGUGUACUAUAACGGUGGAGCGGUCGGAUUCUACUCUGGGGAUAUCAAGGAACUGACUAGUGAUUUGAAGGCUCUGAAGCCUACCCUGAUGCCGGCGGUUCCCAGGUUGCUGAAUCGGGUGUACGAUAAGGUAUUCGCAGAGGCCGAACGGUCUUCGGUGAAGAAAAUGCUGCUUCGGAUGGCCUUGAACGCCAAGGAAGCGGAGAUCAAGCGAGGUAUCAUUCGGCGGUCCAGCAUCUGGGACAAGGUUGUAUUCCGGAAAAUCCAGGAAGGUUUCGGAGGACGAUUGCGACUGAUGGUGGUCGGUUCGGCUCCUCUGUCUCCGACUGUCCUGACGUUCUGCAGAGCUGCCCUAGGAAGUCUGAUUUGCGAAGGCUACGGCCAAACGGAAUGCACAGCUCCGAUUACUCUUACGGUGCAGGGAGAUUUCGUCCCUGGACACGUCGGUCCACCGGUAGCCUGCAAUUCGAUCAAAUUGGUUGAUGUUCCUGAGAUGGAGUACUACGCCUCGCAGCAGCAGGGUGAAAUCUGCGUCAAGGGUGCUAACGUUUUCAUUGGCUAUUACAAGGAUCCGGUUCGGACCGCUGAAACGAUCGACGAAGAUGGCUGGCACCACACCGGGGAUAUCGGUCAGUGGCUACCGAACGGAACGCUGAAGGUAAUCGACCGGAAGAAGCACAUAUUCAAGCUGAGCCAGGGCGAGUACAUCGUGCCGGAAAAGAUCGAAAACGCUUACAUUAGGAGUAUGUACGUUGAGCAGGCAUUCGUGCAUGGUGAAAGUCUGAAGAGUUGCGUUGUGGCGAUAGUUGUGCCAGAUGUUGAUGCCGUGAAAUUAUGGGCUAUUCAAAACGGAAUUCCUGGAACGCUCAGUGUGUUAUGCAACAACCGGGAAGUUAAAACGUUGAUCUUGAACGAUAUGCUGCGUAUGGGCAGAGAGACCGGACUCAAGUCAUUCGAACAGGUCAAAGACAUCUACCUACAUCCGGAUCCGUUCUCGGUGCAAAACGGUCUGCUGACGCCAACGUUCAAGAGCCGGCGGCCGCAGAUCAAGAACUACUUUGCCCCGCAACUGGAUGACAUGUACAAACACCUGGACUGAACAUACAUACACACACACACAUUGAAUGAUCACAAAGGUUAAAUUAAGCAGGACUCCUUUUUCGGUGGUCGGAACAGGGCGAGGAUCGUCAAAAAUUUAAAUGGGUACCGGCAGAGGUACCUUAUAGUUUAGUUGCAGAAUAAAUUUUGUAUAUUUGAGUGUACAUUGGGGGCUUAAGUUUGUAUAACGGGUGGAGAAAAUAAUUAAUUCUUAUUUGAAAAAUUACCUCCCCUUUGGUGUAAAAACAGUGAGUGCUAGAAUAGUGUGUGAUCGAGACAAUGAUUCCAGAAAAUUUAAAUAUGAAUGCCAGCUUAUACAUGUGUCGCAAAAUGAAUGAACUUGAACUGUCGCCAAGCGCCGAUUUCAGUUUAUUUUCCUUUUAUUUAUAUUUUUCUAUUCGAAUAUUAGAUAACCAAGUUUUGCAUUCAGUGUAGAGCAGUAAAUUUUUGUUACGCUGUUUUUCGAAGGCAAAUUAUCCAGAUUAACGUGGAGGACAGUUAUAUAGUAGAGCGAACAGAAGCUAUACCAAAAUUACUUAGUUGUUACUUAACCAAUUGGACUAUCUAAAGUAUAAUUACAACCAACCUUAGCUAAUAGGAAUGAAACACGUUGUGCUAGGACAAGAAAGUAGCUUUUAAAACAAAAACCAUCUGUACAGUAGUAGAAGAAACAAUUGAAAUGAAAAAGUGCGUGAUCGAUUCUUUUGAAGUGAAUCAAAAACCAAGAAAAAUAUUCGUAAUAACAUGAUGGGCUUGAGCCUAGUAAAUUUUCACCACAAAUCAACUUCACAUUAUCUAGGGCAAAUGAAUUCUUAAAGUCAAUUUCGAGUUCUUAUGAAGUUUUUUCGAUUCUGUGAGAACCUCCAUUCUGGUUUUCAGGGUUUACUAGUUACUUAAAAUGUUUAGAACGGCAGACACACCAUCAACACUUUAAAAUGUGUGGGUGGCUUUACUUUACUUAGAGGAUCAGAGGUGAACUGACAUCACGAGUGAGUGCGUACAAUUGGCAGUAAGACAUUUUUAGAGAUACCUUCCGAUUCAUGCGAUAGAUCCAAAUAUAGAUUCUUUCUCGUUUUCCAACGAAAGGUGACCAACUCUAGUCAUUAUGAUUCCCAAAUGUAAUCUUGUGUUACGUUUCAAAUCUAAUAUUGUGAAACGAAAAUAAAAUUUUCUGUUUACGGGAUAGGUAAUACGACAAUAUCAUUAACCAAAUUAAUCUUAGUAGAAUGUUAAUUAAAAUGAAUUUUUGGAGAAAACCCAUUGUUUGCCCAGACAGAAUUAAAACAAAAAAAAUCAAUUUUACUAGCAAAACUUCUUCGAAUCGAAAAACAUACCACAAACACGUUUACUUAUUAUUAGAAAAGGUGCUUCUUGUACCGACCACACCAGAAUCAAAGUAAAAAAUAUUGUUAAAUGAUCUUUUCAAUUUUCAACGGUUCAAAAACUCAAAACCAAUAGGCUCGGUGAACUACAAGCACAGAGGCGGGAGCAAUGUUUUCACGUUUAAAGCAGUAAACCCUUAUGUAAGUAGUGGAUGAGAUCAGUCUUUAAGAAAAAAUGACUCACAACACAUGCACGCUAGAGCCUAAAAUAGGGAAAAUAAACGAGACCAUAAGGAAAUUAUACCGCAACAUGAACAUAUGUAAAACCGGAUACUUACACAAACCACGAUUGAUUUGCCAGGAAAGAAUAAAACGAACGAGGGCUAACUAGACUUGCAAAUCAUUUUAAGGAGCGCCUAUUUAAUCCUAUGAAAUUCAUGCAAUAUGUAGUUAGUUGAAGGCAGUGCAGAUAUUGAAUAAAAAAUCCAGCGUGGGUGCUGUUGAACGGUA